Molecule: messenger RNA, 939 nt
Organism: Choloepus didactylus (southern two-toed sloth)
Lineage: Eukaryota; Metazoa; Chordata; Mammalia; Pilosa; Megalonychidae
Product: olfactory receptor 6C2-like
Exons: 1
Coding region: 1-939 (312 amino acids)
Biological process (GO): G protein-coupled receptor signaling pathway
Cellular component (GO): membrane
Molecular function (GO): G protein-coupled receptor activity; olfactory receptor activity
Source: RefSeq, a predicted model, not a curated record
AUGAUGAGAAAUACAUCAUUAACUACAUUCAUACUUCUGGGACUGUCAGAUAGUCCUCAAAUGAAGGUUCUUAUUUUUAUAUUUAUGUUUGUCACCUACACAUUGAGUUUAACUGGGAACCUGACUAUCAUUGUGCUCACUUUAGUGGAUUCCCACCUUAAAACUGCCAUGUACUUUUUCCUCCAAAACUUCUCCUUUUUGGAAAUUGCGUUUACCACAGUCUGUAUUCCCAGAUUUCUAUAUAGCUUAUUAACUGGGGACAAAACUAUUACCAAGGAUGCUUGUUGGGCUCAACUAUUUUUUGUCAUCUUCUUUGGAGCUACAGAAUUUUUUCUCCUGGCCAUCAUGUCCUAUGACCGCUAUGUGGCCAUCUGCAAACCCCUGCAUUAUAUGAACAUCAUGAACAGCAGAGUCUGUGGAAGGCUGGUUCUCUGCUGUUGGGUGGCAGGUUUGUUGAUUAUUCUCCCACCACUUCUUUUGGGCCUAAACCUGGAAUUCUGUAACUAUAAUGUCAUUGAUCAUUUUCUCUGUGAUGCUUCUCCUAUGCUGAAGAUCUCUUGCUCAGACACCUGGUUCUUGGAGCAGAUGGCUAUAGCCCUUGCUGUGUUGACAACCAUCAUGACCCUUGUGUGUGUAGUUCUGUCCUACAUAUAUAUCUUCAAGACCAUCAUAAAGUUUCCUUCCUCCCAGCAAAGGAUAAAGGCAUUUUCUACCUGCUCUUCCCACAUGAUUGUGGUUUCUAUGACCUAUGGUGGUUGCAUCUUCAUCUAUAUCAAGCCUUCAGCAAAGGAUGAAGUGGCAAUUAAUAAGGGGGUGUCAAUCCUUACUACAUCAGUUGCCCCCAUGUUAAACCCUUUUAUUUAUACCCUGAGGAACAAGCAAGUGAAACAAGCUUUAAGAGACUUAAUCAAAAGAAUUUCAUUUAUCUCAAAGAGGUAA